AUGGCGGAAGUGGGCGGAGUGUGUGCGGUGGUGGAGGACUCGAGCGGGGGCGACAUCGUGCUGGCCUUCGUCUACACCUCGGCGGCCGGACUAUCGACCGUGCUCGGCGGAAUGAUCCCGUUCUUCUUCAACGUCAACGAGAAGCGAUGGCUGGGCGCCGGCCUGGGCUUCGCCGCCGGCGUCAUGGUCUACCUCAGCUUCGUCGAGAUCCUCACCAAAUCGCACGCCUACUUCGUGUGCGUAGCCGGCGACGACGGCGCCUCCUGGCGCACUUCCCUCUGUUUCUUCUCCGGAAUGUUGAUUGCGCUGGGCUUGUCACAUGUGUCACACAAGCUGGAGGAUCUCCAGGAGAAGGUCACCUCGCUCUUUGGCGGCAAGGCGCUGAAGGACAAGGACAUCCGGACGUACGGGAGCAUCGUGAUUGAUGACGACAGCCAGGAGCACGACGUCUUCGAGGAGAACAGCUUCGUCGACGAGGUGGAACGCGAGGACGCCCGACGGCUCUCGAACAUGGGCCUGAUCACCGCGCUCGCUAUUUGCGUCCACAAUUUUCCCGAGGGCAUGAUGACGUUCGUGUCGACCCUCUCGAAUCCUUCCUUCGGUACGCCCGGCUCGACGCUGAGCGGGCUGGUCGUCACUCUGGCGAUCGCCAUUCACAACAUUCCAGAGGGCAUCUGCGUGGCCAUGCCCAUCUACUAUGCCACCCGUAGCAAGUGGCAAGGCGUGCUGUACUGCCUCAUCGCGGGCAUCUCGAUGCCCAUUGGCGCAUUUAUCGCCUGGGGCGCCGUUGGCGGCACCCUAAGCCCGAUCGUUUAUGCGAUCCUCUUCGGCUUGAUUGCGGGCAUCAUGGUCUUCAUCUCCGUGCGAGAGCUCAUCCCAACAGCACACCGCUACGACAAGAGCGAUGGGAUGGCCACCUACGCAAUGCUCUUCGGCAUGGCUCUCAUGGCCUUCUCCCUCUUCGCUCUCGGCGAGUGA
Molecule: messenger RNA, 978 nt
Organism: Acanthamoeba castellanii str. Neff
Lineage: Eukaryota; Discosea; Longamoebia; Acanthamoebidae
Product: zinc transporter ZupT, putative
Exons: 8
Coding region: 1-978 (325 amino acids)
Biological process (GO): zinc ion transmembrane transport
Cellular component (GO): membrane
Molecular function (GO): zinc ion transmembrane transporter activity
Source: RefSeq, a predicted model, not a curated record